Messenger RNA from Coregonus clupeaformis (lake whitefish), 1784 nucleotides. It is a transcript of the gene b3galt1b, whose product is annotated as UDP-Gal:betaGlcNAc beta 1,3-galactosyltransferase, polypeptide 1b. The coding region runs from base 435 to 1424 and encodes 329 amino acids. Gene Ontology annotation, cellular component: membrane. The transcript has 3 exons. Gene Ontology annotation, molecular function: N-acetyl-beta-D-glucosaminide beta-(1,3)-galactosyltransferase activity. NCBI's taxonomy places the organism in Eukaryota, Metazoa, Chordata, Actinopteri, Salmoniformes, Salmonidae. The record is from RefSeq and is a predicted model, not a curated record.
CAGGAGUGGAAGUGUUGUGGAGAUAUUUGAAACCCAGUCAAAACUUACAAGCAGUGUUUGAAAUGCGCUGGUGCUCGCAUGUACAGUACAGAGAACCGGCACCGCUCAUAUUUUUUACUACUUGAGUACCGUCACUUUUUAUGGAAUACUGGCUCUAAAAUAGGAACCAACCCUGGUGGGGUGGAAUCACGAUGUAAAUGGAGAAGCAGAAGUGUCAAGAAGAAAAACAGGACAUCUGCACAGUUUCAAACGGGAUUUGCAUUAAAAGGCAAACAACGACAUCCCAUCACUUCUCUCUAAAGCAAUCCAUUACUGACAAUUAAUGUCAAGCAGCACAUCAGUGCAGCGUUAUGCUGCCUUGCUGGAAGAAACACUGCUAAUGGAAACAAAGCCUUUUAAGAUUCAAUACAUUAAAUACAUAUAAAUGCAGCAGAAUGCCUUCAAAAGUCUCAUGCUUGUACGUGUUCACAGUCGUUUGCUGGGCAAGUGCUCUUUGGUACUUGGGUAUAUCCCGCCCGACAUCCUCCUAUGUCAGUGGGCAGAUGUCUUUGCCUAUCCGGAAGACUGUGAAAACCCUUAAGAACACAACGUUCAGCAACAUCCGGACGCGAACGCUGAACCCACACGCCUUCGACUUUGUCAUCAACGAGCCUAAGAAAUGUGAGACCAACACGCCCUUCCUGGUCAUCCUUAUCAGCACCACACACAAAGAGUUUGAUGCCCGUCAGGCCAUCCGGGAGACCUGGGGCGAUGAGAGCACCUACAGCGACAUCCGCAUCAUCACCCUCUUCCUGCUGGGCCGCAACACGGACGCCGUCCUCAACCAGAUGGUGGAGCAGGAGAGCCAGAUCUUCCACGACAUUGUGGUGGAGGACUUCAUAGACUCGUACCACAACCUCACCCUCAAGACCCUGAUGGGCAUGCGCUGGGUGGCCACCUUCUGCUCCCAGGCCCAGUACGUCAUGAAGACAGACAGUGACAUCUUCGUCAACAUGGACAAUCUGGUCUACAAGCUUCUGAAGCCCACCACCAAGCCCAAGAGGAGGUACUUCACGGGCUACGUCAUCAAUGGAGGUCCCAUCAGAGACAUGCGCAGUAAGUGGUACAUGCCCAGAGACCUGUACCCCGAGGCUAAGUACCCGCCCUUCUGCUCGGGCACGGGGUACGUGUUCUCAGUGGACGUGGCUGAGCUGAUCUAUAAGACCUCGCUGCACACCAGACUGCUCCACCUGGAGGAUGUGUAUGUGGGACUGUGUCUGAGGAAGCUGGGCAUCCAUCCCUAUCAGAACAGUGGCUUCAAUCACUGGAAAAUGGCCUACAGCCUGUGUAGGUACCGUCGUGUUAUCACUGUCCACCAGAUUUCACCGGAAGAAAUGCACCGGAUCUGGAACGACAUGUCCAGCAAGAAACACCUCAGAUGCUAGCAUCUGUGGACAACUUGGACCCUUCUUCUGUUUUCUCUCAACCUGGUGUUCUAACAAAGUUGUUUUCAUUUUCUGACAACAUUAGUUCUCUAUAGGCUACUAGUAUACUUGUACUGAAUCCACUGUAGCUGUUGGGUGCAUGAGGCUUGUAAAGUGCAUGUUCUCAUUCAAACACACACUAGUCAUUUUGUAAUCUCUGGUUUAGAAUUCCAACUAUAGACUUCAACAACUCAUUUUGAUGAAUAUUUACUCUGUACAUUUCCAAGUGAAACCAGAGAGGUAUUAUUGAAAGAGAAAACGAUGUACAGUGGGGAGAACAAGUAUUUGAUACACUGCCGAUUCUGCAGGUUUUCCUACUUA